AUGGGGUAUAAUGAGGUCAGCUGGGCAACAAUCGAUGUUCUCUUGUUUGGAGAUCCCCAGACCCGCGCGAGGGACCGAGGAGUAGGCCCGCAUCGCAGCUGCCCUCGAGCGCGCGGCCAGGGAGCGUCGCGGCAGCCGGCUUCUGCGGCGGAGCCGGGGGACGGAACAGCGCGCCGAUCCCUGAGCGGGCGUGAGCUGGGGGCGGUGCCGGGGCGGUGGGGCGGGGCGGGCGCGCGCCCCGGCGGCUGCGGCAGUUGCGCGCUGGGAUUGCUGCCGAGCGGCGGGCGCGGUGAGUGCGGCGGGGCCCGCGGGCGGGGGGAAGGAGCGAGCGGGCGGGUGAGGGGGUGCGCGGCCGAGCGCGCGACCGGGGCGGGGGCCGCCGCCUGUCCCCGCUCCCCAGCCCGGCUGCCGCGCCCCUCAGGCCCCUCUCCGUUCUGGCGCCCGCCUGCGCGCCCGCGUCCCCGCACGCCCCUCAGCCCCAGGUCGCCCCCGCCUCGGAGCAGCCCCUCGUUCCGCGCCGCGGCGACGCCCUCGGCCUCACGUCACGGCCGCGCCAUUGUUUCCCGUCUGUCGGCUUGCCGGGACGCGCCGCCUCCUCGGAGCGCGGCCCUUCGCCUCCGCCGAGCCAGCCUCGCCGGGACCCGCCCGUCGCCCGCCUUUCUCUUAACGCCGGGGCGGCCCCCACCCCGCUCGGGCAGACACCCCUUUACUCAGUUCUGCGUGUUUCUUCCGGCCGACGCCGGGCUUCCUCCGGUCUGCACCCGGGGCCCCUCACCCCCUGCGCGUCCCCGGUCCCCCGCGGGGAGCUAG
This is a messenger RNA of Equus quagga, 810 nucleotides long. RefSeq names its product protein FAM117B-like. The transcript is spliced from 2 exons. The coding region runs from base 1 to 810 and encodes 269 amino acids. The record is from RefSeq and is a predicted model, not a curated record. NCBI's taxonomy places the organism in Eukaryota, Metazoa, Chordata, Mammalia, Perissodactyla, Equidae.